CACUUUUCAACAUGGAUGAUAUAUGCAGAUUUGUAGCAUCAAAGGCUCCACAACAGAUGCCAUCAGAGAAGAAGAGGAUGAUAUCAGAAGCUGUAUCAAAGGUUUUAAGCGGAGUCACCGACUUGCUGGGUGGAUUUAUACAAGACAUUGCUGCAGCAGAAUAUGCCCCUGAACCAAUCUUGAGAAGAUCGAAGCGGAGGAGGGGAACUAACAACCGCCAAACUGCUGAUGAUGAUGAAGAUUCAGAUGGGCCUGAUCCAGACUAUGCUGAAGACACAGAAGAGCAAAACAGUAGCACUAAAGAUGACGGUUCAGACCCGGAAGAUGACAACAAUUCAGAUCCGGAAGAUGACGGUUCAGAUCCGGAACUUGAGAAUAAAGAGGAUGGAGAAGAUGCCGAGGACCCUGAAGAUUUAGUCCCCCUCGUAACUCGGUUAAAGAGGCCGCAAUCAUCUGCAAGGAAACCUGAUACCGGAAGCGCAGCAACUUGCAAUGACAUCAUUGUCAAUGGCAACACAACAGCUGUAGCUGCUGGCCACCCAGAUAAGGUCCAAGACAAAUUGUACAACAGGCGGUCAAGGCUAAGGCUGCCAGCCAAGGCAACAGCCACACAACAGACCAGCAACAAGAUUUUGGAUGCUGGGUGCAGUUCCAAGGACAUCAACAUUGCCAAUGUUUCUGUACAGCAUGGGGAUAACUUGAUGGCUGAAGGGAGCAGCUACAGGGAGACAAAUACUGAUCAUUGUGCUGCUAAGCAAGCAAUAAAGAUUAUGGGUGCAGGAAGCAGUUCUAGGGAGGGAAGUGCUACCAAAAAGAGCAGUUGGGACUUUCCUGUUCCUGACUGUGAUAUCAUGAAGUUCAUUGAGGAACCAACACCACCAAAACAAGCUGAAGAAGCAAGGAGCGCAGAUUCAGUGUCUGCAUGGUCCCUGGACGGAUAUGAUGAAGCUGUGUAUGAUUCAUGGGAGGCAGAGGCUAUUAGGAUCUCUAAUGAAACAAAGGCAAAUAAGAAUCAAUCCCAAAAAUCAUGUGGCAUUCUGCAAGGAUCUAGUGACAGCAAGGAAGCACCGGGCACUCUGCAAGGUUCCAGUGAUAGGAAGGAAGCACCCAAAAUCAACAAAUCUGAAGUUAUAGUCAUAGAAGCAGCAACUUCACAAGGUGAGGCAACUCUGCAAGAAACAAAGAAAAAUUAUAAUGCAACAGCAGAACCGGGUUCAGGAGAAAAGUCCAUCACACCUGCUUAUGCACCCCCACGGAUGAGGGACCUCAAGACUGCUGCUGUACUACAGUCUCCUUUCGUCAAUAUUGGAAAGAAGAUGUCAGUCAAAUGCAGCAAAGAUGUCUUGAGAGUAUACAAUGCUGUUUGUUUGUGCUCGGGAAGGUCCACACGGUCAAAACAAAGGGAUGCAGUCAUCAUCAACUACUUAUUCACAUACGCUACCUGGGGGCACCUUGCUGAUUCAGCAAAACCUGGUGGAAAGCUACUUAAUACCAUCGCAGAGGUUGGUAUAUAUGCAAUGAAUGGCAAGAAGACAAGAGGUGCAACCAAACGUAUAAUGCCACUUCACAUUUCAGUGAGCCCCUUUCCCCCCUCUCAUCCAUGCGUGUCCAUUUUUUUUAUCAGUUUUUGUAUAGCUAGCAUUUUCUAAGUUGUCAUUACCCUCCCUCCCCUCUCGAGAGGACAUUACAGCAAAGAAAUGAUGGGAAAGCAGCUGCACUGAGACAUGUUUUCGAAAAGAAAGAGAACCAC
Messenger RNA from Panicum virgatum (switchgrass), 1750 nucleotides. RefSeq lists its product as uncharacterized. The record is from RefSeq and is a predicted model, not a curated record. The coding region runs from base 12 to 1649 and encodes 545 amino acids. The transcript has 3 exons. NCBI's taxonomy places the organism in Eukaryota, Viridiplantae, Streptophyta, Magnoliopsida, Poales, Poaceae.